AUGUCUGACGAGAAAGGUGUCGACGAUUCGGCCUCACGUAUGGCAAAGCUCUCCGUGUCGACGCCGAAGUCCACCUAUGAUGGACAGACAUCCCCCCCUGUGACAACCUGCCAUGGGCCCUUGAGCAGCGACGUCCACGCCAGAAUCUUGGCUUUUCAACAGAAGAGAGCCAGCCAGCCCGUCAAAGAGUCUCCAAGUGAAGGUAGACUGCCUUCCACUCCUCACAGCCAAUUGCAUAUGCCCAACAUCCCCACAAAGCCCUUACCACCGUUACCUCACGUCAGACCACAGCUGGCAUCCGAUAAUCCAGUGCCAAAAUCAGGGCUUGUGCCUUCCCCUUCCCUAGAACUGCCACCAUCCGACUCUUCCCCUUUUAUUCGUCCGCCCAUGCUGCCUUCCCUGAAUAACUCCUUCGAGUUGAGCAAAAAACCAUCGUUAUCUCAGAGAAGAGGCAUGAAGCUUAAUAUGAAGAAUUUGGCUGAUCCCCCCACGCCAGAUCAGAUUCCAGGCAACCCUCCACAUAUCAAUUCGACGGGUGAGCUCGCUAGACGUCUUUCCGAACGCAAAAAGAGGCCGGACUUCAAGCUCAAUCUCAAUGAACUGUCCUCUCUGGCUGCAAGCACAGAAACGCACAACUCUGACGUUAGCUCAAUAGAGUCCAACCAUGCUGCCCCUCAGAAGCUCCAAGGUCUUUUCGCAAACUAUUCGAAAUACGUCGAUAUCAAAUCUGGCUCGUUAAAUUUCGCUGGAAAAGCUUCCUUACGCUCGGACGGAAUAGACUUUUCAUCUGGCCUGUCUUUCCACAUCUCACUUGAUGAGCUUGAGUUUCUCGAAGAACUUGGCAGAGGUAAUUAUGGCGUUGUUUCCAAAGUUCUCCACAAGCCAACAGGCGUUCUCAUGGCUAUGAAGGAGGUACGUCUCGAGUUAGAGGAAAACAAAUUCACUCAAAUUCUCAUGGAGCUCGAAGUGCUCCAUAAAUGUAACUCUCCAUACAUUGUGGACUUUUACGGUGCUUUCUUUGUUGAGGGUGCCGUAUACAUGUGUAUGGAAUUUAUGGAUGGAGGCUCUCUUGACAAGUGUUAUGGUGAUGGUGUUGAAGACGAAGCAUGCCUUGCAUACAUCACCGAGUGUGUCAUUCGUGGAUUGAAGGAACUCAAGGAUAAGCAUAAUAUCAUUCACAGAGAUGUCAAGCCAACCAAUAUAUUAGUUAACUCGAUGGGUAAAGUAAAGCUUUGUGAUUUCGGUGUGUCCGGCAAUCUUGUUGCAUCACUCGCCAAAACUAAUAUUGGUUGCCAGUCCUAUAUGGCUCCGGAGCGUAUCAAGACGAUGAACCCUGAUGACGCAACCUAUUCAGUACAGUCGGACAUCUGGUCCUUGGGUCUAACCAUAUUAGAAGUUGCUGCCGGCAGGUAUCCUUAUCCACCAGAAACUUUUGACAACAUCUUUUCUCAACUCAGCGCUAUCGUUGACGGAGAGCCACCCAGACUUGAUAGUACCCGUUUUUCUAAGGAGGCACAAAUAUUUGUCAAGUCAUGCUUGAACAAGAAUCCCGAUCUCCGCCCAUCAUAUGACGUUCUUCUCAAAUCGCCUUGGUUGACUAAGCAUAGAGGUCAAGAUCCUCACAUGGAUCGAGUUGUCCAACAGAAUUUGAGAGCGAGAAAAGAGGCAAAGGCUAGCGAGAAAGCAUUCAAGUCAUCUAGCUCUUCAAGGCCUAGCAGCAACAUUGCCAAUGCGGGCACUGCUCUGGCGCUUGGUAGAGAGAACGUCUCCUCCUUGCUUAAGAACAAAGUCAAUGCACCUGCGCUUCAUAGAGGUGGGUUGCCAUCACAGCGGUUUAGGCGGUAA
This is a messenger RNA of Candidozyma auris, 1845 nucleotides long. It is a transcript of the gene PBS2, whose product is annotated as mitogen-activated protein kinase kinase PBS2. Gene Ontology annotation, molecular function: MAP kinase kinase activity; ATP binding. Gene Ontology annotation, biological process: MAPK cascade; protein phosphorylation; cellular hyperosmotic response. Lineage: Eukaryota; Fungi; Ascomycota; Pichiomycetes; Serinales; Metschnikowiaceae. The transcript has a single exon. The coding region runs from base 1 to 1845 and encodes 614 amino acids. The record is from RefSeq and is a predicted model, not a curated record.